AUGAAUACAAUUAGAGAAUUGCGGGCAGAAUUGGCCUAUGUUCGUACCGAAAAGGAUGCCAUGACGAGGGAAAAGGAAACCGAAGAGGCGAGAGGUAAUGACAGGCUAAACCCCGCGCAAGUUCGUCAACUAAAAAAUGAAAAUGAAAUGCUAAAACAAACUAAGAAGCAUCUUGAGGAAGAAGUAUUUUCAAUGAAGGCUGAAUUGGCCCUAUCCCGUCAUCAAGUGGAGGAGGAUGACGAUGAGGAUGAUAAAGAAGCUGACGUUUUUGGAGACAGUGAGGGAAUUCCGGCAUUUAUAAAGAGUGUGUUAAAGAUUCCGUAUUUUCCAGGAACUCAGGCAAUACAAAACACGCACAAAUCCAUUCUUGCCUCACUGACUACUGAUCUUGACGAGUAUAGACGUAUGCUGAAGUACCGAUUCUUUUUUAUUGGUGCUCCCAAUGGAGGCAAAUCUAGCGUUGUAAAGUGUCUUGCAACUUCUUCUCCUCCAAUGAUUCGGAACACGCCGGAGGUUCUUACGCCAACAGUUCAUCCAACUUUUACUUCUAUUUCUGUGGAUGAUGCUUAUUGUUCAAGAAACGACUGGUAUAAGACAUAUGUUCAGUUUCGCGAUUUGGAUGCCCCUCAACAACAACAGUCAGGUGGGUUCUUAAAUUCCAUUGGCAUCUCGAAAAGCUCUAAGAGUGGUGUCGUUGAUCCCGCCAAAGUUUACAUUGACUUAUUGGAUCUUCCAAGCGAUUCUGUUUUUUGGCGUGGUAUUCCCCCCUAUUUUUUGCCCUCGAAGGGUGUGGUAUAUUGUUUGGUUUACGACCUUACAAAACCGGUUGAGGAGGUGAAGCAGGACCUGGAAAAACACCUCACACUUCUUCAUGCUGCAUGUCAUCGAGCAUACUCGAAGGAUAUCGGUGGAGAUGCAGUCAAGAUCGGAUUUUGCUUGAUUGGUACCAGAAAAGAUUCUCUCAAAGAUGCUCGAGAUUCAGCAGUAUUAAUACACAUUAACAGAAUUGCUGUUUUACUUGGUGACACUUUUUUUCGGUUGCGUGGCGAGGAUAAUCGAGGUCUUGUCUGUAUUGGCAACUUUGCUGUGAGCACAAAAGACUGGUCAGUUUUGAGCACAAAAAAGGACCAGGGACCAAGGAAUUUUAAAGAAUUGAACAACUUUUUGGGAACUAUUGUUUCUCAACUGUACUCCAAUCGUCCAAGCAGUCUUUUGCCAUCAUCAAAGGACACCGCAUCUCACCUAACUUAUAUGCUUGGAGACGAAUUAUUGGAAAGCUCAGCUGAAAAAACUUCACAUCUUCUACAAGCACAACAACGUUUGCGACAAGGCAUUGUGACCCUUCUUACCUGUUUGCUUCGUGAGAGGAAGGUUCGAUGGGCAAUGCAAGAAAAAGAACUUAGGUCCUUAAUUUCCGACCACUUAUGUCUGGACUCAAAGACGAGCUAUGGUGUUUUUACUGAAAACUACGUGGUUCGUGAACUUUUUUCCCGUGGGGUUAUUAUUGCUCUUCCUAACGCCAUUAUUGAACCCAAGUAUUUGCCACGUCUUGGUGAUUCUAAACCGCUUCCACACGAUGGAGUUGUCGUCUUGGAUCCGAACAACCUACUUGUGAAUUACUCGUUAUUCAUGUGCCCAAACUCUCUAACAAGGGUGCCAAAUGGAACGCCUUUCCUCAAAGAUCGCGAAGUUAUGUUCUUUGAUUACUCUGCGUUAAGCCGUUGCCAGACCACAUGGGGUCAGGGUAUUGUGACAGGUGAUGUUACUCAGAUUGUCAACGCAAAGUUGCUGCCACAAGUGGGUAAUGACUUAAAAACUGUACAAGAGUUAUAUUGUGUCAUGGGCUUGGGAUUGCCUCUGGGAGCCGAAGUUGCCGUGAUUUCCCCAUCUCAUUUCUCGGCGCGCAUGUCUGAUUGUUUGAUUUACUAUCUAUCGUACAUGAUCUCUUGCAAUGGAGACGGUGUUGCAAGACAAUAUAAACUCAACGCAAAUCCACCGACUCUUUUUUCUUCUCUCCAAACGAGGCUGGUUCCCUUUUCACAUUUACCUUCGAAGGAUCCACGACACUUGGUUAUGAACUGGGUAGACGCGUCCUUUUUGGUAUUCGGGAAAAGCCGUUUGAAGUAUGGUGCUUUUGGUUCCAAAGGAGUGAAGGAUGCUACGACAAAAACAGAUAUUCCUCUUCGCGGCAUUAUGAAACAAGAAGGUCAAUACCUGUACAUUUGUAUAACUGGGCGCCACACCAAUAGCGAGGAGGCGAUUGCUGCAUCUGCCGCAGUUAUCGAUGCUGUGCACUACGAGUUAACUUCUCUGUGCAAGCGGAAUUUCCGUGGUGUGAGGGUAAAAUAUCAGGAGGUUUUGCUUACUGGAGCCUCUUUAAAGAGAGAAAGCUUUUUGACUGGGCAGGCAACCAUUUUGAGUCGCUACAGAGCUGAACCCAAGGUCAUUGCGGCGCAGAAGCAGAUCACACAAAAUCUCAGUGAUCCGAAGGCAAACGAGAUUGAGGAUGCCAUCAUUAACUUGCCGUUAAAGCUGAGAGAAAAAGUGGAAUGA
This is a messenger RNA of Trypanosoma cruzi, 2553 nucleotides long. RefSeq lists its product as uncharacterized. NCBI's taxonomy places the organism in Eukaryota, Euglenozoa, Kinetoplastea, Trypanosomatida, Trypanosomatidae. The transcript has a single exon. The record is from RefSeq and is a predicted model, not a curated record. Bases 1 to 2553 code for a protein of 850 amino acids.